UCUAUGGUUUCGGCUCGUAGUCAGGGACUUUUCUAUCUGUAUGUUUGAAUUUAUCUAUAAAGCUAAGCAAAUUAACAAUUUUCAGCUCUAUUUGAAUUGCUACUAUUGGGGAAGAUUUUCACCCAGAUUUUUGCUUAAGUUUGUUUAAUAUCUCUGGUAGUGCUUUUUUUUGACUUUGACAAUAAAUGACAUUGACAAUUAUAUAAUCACUAUUGUUUUGAAUGUGUUCAUUUGUUCAUUGAUACUUUCAUAAUAUUCAUAGCAAGAGACCCCAAUAGACAUUUCUGAUCGAAUAAAUAGCAUAUAAGAAACUCUGAUUGGCAAUAAAUAUUAGCUAUGGAUACUGUGAAAGAAGCUUUAAAUCGAUACGAAAAUAUAAUGGAUCAAGAAAUUGUUGGAGUCCAACUCGGCUGCUAUUCUGUAGCAUUGAUAGGUCUUAGUAUUGCAAUUCGUAAAGUAAGACCUUUUAGCAGAUUCAAAAGUCCACAAGAUAUACCUAAUAUAUUUAUCAAAGAUAAGAGAGAACUUACUGGUUUAGUAAAAAGAAUAGAUCCAAAUGGAGCACUUCUAAUGGUUGAACAUAAACCAUUAAUCUCUCUUCCUAUCAUUCCUAAAGGGGAAUUGCCAGUGAAAAUAUUAGGAGUUGAAGUCAAUGGUUUAGGAAUUAGUUGGUUGCAAACAAUUGUGGUAAAUUCAGAAGUAAUAUUUGUUCCUGUUAAAAAGGAACAGGAUCUUGUUCAUUGCAAAGUCUUACUUCCCAACAUAAACCAAAUGGUUAGGGAAUCAGAUGUGAAGAAAAAAGACAGUCAAAUUCUGAAAUUAUUAGUAUCUAAAAAACAAAGUCCUUUUUUGAAUGUUGGAGAAAAUUUAGUGAAAAUAGGUUUUGCACAAGUAGCACCUAUUGAAAGAUCUAUAUUAUUAGAAACAAAAGAUUAUUGUGAUUCACUUCAUUCUGCCUCAUUAUAUGCUUUGAAGAAGAAACUUGGUCUGAAGUACUACUGGAUACCAAUUAUGAAUAUGUUUAAUGCUUUACUCUUGAGAUUCACUAGUUAUGGAAAGGAACUUACAACCAAGGUUGUUUCCCAUGUUCAAACUGUGCCAGCCAAAUUGACACCUGCAUAGCAAUUAUUUUUGUAUCAGAUAUUUGUUAUUUGUCUUCAAUUUAUAGCGGCAUUUAGAAUCGGUCGCUAUUUUUAUACUUUGGAAUUUAAGAAGGAUUUUAAUUUGGAGAAUAAGACCCACCAAUCCCACCAUACAUUAUUUGAUAUUGACUAAAUUUUUUUUUUUGAUUUUUAGCACUGGUCAAGAUGAACAAAAAUGGAACAGCUAUUUUUGAAAUUAUUUAAGAGAGCAAGAUUGGAGACAAAAAUUUAAAUUUCUAUCAUAUCACACUAAAUUUGUUUUGUUUAUUUUUUUAAGAAUCCAUAUUAAUUACUUGCUUUUUUUUGCAAGACAAAAUAACAGAUUUGGCACUAGUUGAAGAUGAUGCUAUAAUUAUUCCUGCCAUAUUGCAUCAUGUGUUAUUGUGCCAAGUUGCGCUUUGAAAAUGACUGACAUUGUCGUACUUAGUCUAUUCCAAUAAUUCUGUUAUGUAAUUUGAUGUAUAGAAAUGUUGAAACAAUCUUUUGAUUUAUCAUUGUUGAAAAAAAUUGAAUCUGUUAGUAAAUAUGAGAUCAUUUAGAAAUGUUAAAGUAUAUUUUUUCAAUAAAAAUGUUACUUGAA
Harmonia axyridis is the source of this 1722-nucleotide messenger RNA. RefSeq lists its product as uncharacterized. Bases 337 to 1122 code for a protein of 261 amino acids. The transcript is spliced from 4 exons. The record is from RefSeq and is a predicted model, not a curated record. Lineage: Eukaryota; Metazoa; Arthropoda; Insecta; Coleoptera; Coccinellidae.